AUGAUACUAUUUAUUAUUAACAGACUUAGCGGCCGCGACGUCGCUAGGUAUAUUAAGAUUAUGCCCCGUGGUCGUCGGUCCACUGUGCGUGUUGUACUAGCGGGUGUCGACAGUACUCCGCGGAAUUCUCCAGCGAGUGCGGGUCAGCUCUAUAAAUACAGUGGACGUGUUCCGACCAGCUCGUGCGGCGCGGUGCGGCCGGUGUCGGGAGCGAGCGAGCCGGGAGUGAGGCGAGGCGCUCCACCCGCCACCCGCCGCCCGCUGGCCGCGAGCCAGCCGCCGGCCUUUCACGUGUUCCUCCACCCCUCACAGCCUAUCCUCCACGACCCCUUCUUCAACUCCUAA
Danaus chrysippus (African queen) is the source of this 345-nucleotide messenger RNA. Lineage: Eukaryota; Metazoa; Arthropoda; Insecta; Lepidoptera; Nymphalidae. The record is from the annotation of a GenBank genome assembly.